AUGACUAGGUGGCUGUUGGAUCUCAAAACGAACAAAAAGUUUGCGAAAUGAUAAUAAUUCAAUGAUAAAUGAUAAAUAUUUACAUCAGUGUUUAAUUGCGUCGGAAAAAUCAUAAGUUUCACAUAAGCCAUGCAUUACAUCUGAAAAAGGUUGUGUGCAAUUUAAAGAUAUUUAGUUCUUUAAAAACCAACUACGACCAUAUGUUUAGUUUCAAAUAGAUGCGUCAGUUAAUUGAGGCCUUCUUUGGUCUUCUUUCCUUUCUAUUCUAUUAUGGUACAGUCUUUGUUUCGCGAAGUCCAUUUGACGGCAAAUCAUUUGUAUAUGAAAAAAUAUCCAUUAAAGCCAACAUCUUUAGACUUAGUACUUGAAGCUGUGCAUUCAGAAGCUAAGAGCAUUUCAGUUGUUACGCGCCUAAGAGAGUUCUCGAUAAACGAAACAAAGUCAUUAAUUUUUUUAUCUGAGGGAAUUGAAUAUCCUUCGCCUUCAUACUACAGCCAAAGUUGCGGCAGACCUACGCAGUUUAUUGUCAGAAACUAGUUUCGCGAACUUGCCCAGCAAUCAAACAAGGUGUUUGAAUACUUCCGCGACAAUUUGCCUUCAAAUACGAUCAUCGCUACCUUGUCGGUCUCACCAGGACAAGAGCAAGUUAUUAUCGUGCGAGCCGAUUACGACUACACAAAUGUCUGGGAAAUUUUAUCGUUAAAAAUCGACUUUGCCAUCUUCACGGACAAGUGAGAAUUGUGACAAGAUCAGAAACCGGUCAAAAGGAGAUGCCAAUGAACAACUCACUUCUAGAGGCAAACAUAAGUGAUCGUUCAUCUUGCGACCAGGCACUAGAGACAACAUUCAUGGUUCUUAACAUCGCCUUUGGCGCUGUCAUUCUGCUUGGUAACGUAUCGGUGUUCCUGUCCAUAGCGACCCGUCCUCGACUUCGACGGCAGCCGAUGAACCUGUUUAUCGCAUCUUUGGCCAUUACUGAUAUUCUUAUGGCCGCAGUUGUGGUGCCGAGUUAUUCGCUGUUCUGUGUUGGCUGUCUGGAGUACUCUGUGAGCAGGUACUGUUGGUUCAUGGAAGGCUCGAAAGACAUCGCUCUUGCGUCGAGUAUUUACAAUCUACUUGCGAUCUCUUAUGAUCGCGCCUUAGCGGUGUACCAGCCCUUGCAGUACCCCGUAUUGAUGACCAGACGCAGGGCUAUCUUCAUCAUAAUUAUUAUCUGGAGCCUGUCCUUUUCCGUGGCUCUCAUCCGGAAUUUUUGGAACCACACGCUCACUGGCGAUGAACUCAGCGCGAUCAACCACAAGUACAAUGUGAUACUUCUUAUUGUUGUCCUCCUCAUUCCGUGCAUAAUAAUCUCUGUCGUUAACAUCAAAAUCAUGCGGACCAUUCGGAAGCAAGUCCAUCAGGUUUUCGCCCUUAAAAAUACGCAAGAUACAGACAAAACUGUCAGCACAGAGGGCCAAACAGAAAUGGCUCGCAAAUGGAAGGGGACAAUUGCUUGUGCCGUCGUCGUGUUUGUUUUCGUGGUGUCCUGGAUUCCUCGAAUCUCUUUUAACAUUCGGUCUGUGAUAACGACAGACCUUAGCUCGAACAUGCUCCUUCAAAAGUUGUCGAUCUUCUUCUUUAUCGUGCAGUCCUCAGUGAAUCCGUUUAUUUAUUCCUUCUACAGGGCUGACAUUCGACGCGCUACCUUAAAAUUACUGUCAUGUAACAAGUUGGGAUCAUGAAACAUUCGUGUAAAAGAUACUUCACACGCCCCCGCCAGAAACAUGAGAUGCGCGGCCAUGCAUACGUGGCGUACGGUCACGUUGGUUAUUCAAGAACUUUAUUGCUGUACGUUCUUCUUUAGAAGGAAAACACUACGAGUAAUUCAACAGCUAAAAGCAGAAUUGAAGUAACAGAGAUGCUAUGAACGUUUCUUCAAGAGAAAGACACGCUGAGAUGAAAUAUGAAUUUACUAAUUCAAUCAAAAUUAUCACAUAUAUUAACGCUAAGUUGUAAAUUAUGUCUAAUCCACUUAAACCGCUUAAUGGGGUACAUGUAUCGUGUUGAACAGGUGGAAAAGCGGUUGCGCGGGCGCCCGUGCGUGCGUGGGUGCGAGUGUGCGUGGGUGGAUAAGCGAGAAGGCGAGUUAGUGAGCUGGGUGAGUGAGUUGCUAAUGAAGUCAAGAGAGUUAUUGUGAUCGGAGUAAAAAUAGACUACUACGAAAAUCGGUGUAUCAAGGAUUUGCACGAGUUCGGUAUUAAAAUCACUCCUAAUGAAACAUUCAAUUUAGUGCCGGAUUUUCAGGGCCAACUGAAACCAGCUGUGAAAAUCUUCAAAAGAGGUGAUCGUCGGUUCAGAGCAGUAAGCAGAGCCAACCCAGAGUUUGUCUCGUGUAACUAAUAUAGAGAUUUAGCCAAGCCUAAAAGCGGAGCUGCUGGGCCGAAUUGAUCAAAACCCGAUUAAGCUAAC
Messenger RNA from Orbicella faveolata, 2451 nucleotides. Its product is annotated as histamine H2 receptor-like. NCBI's taxonomy places the organism in Eukaryota, Metazoa, Cnidaria, Anthozoa, Scleractinia, Merulinidae. Gene Ontology annotation, molecular function: G protein-coupled receptor activity. Gene Ontology annotation, biological process: G protein-coupled receptor signaling pathway. Gene Ontology annotation, cellular component: plasma membrane. The record is from RefSeq and is a predicted model, not a curated record.